UCAUAAUAUAGUGUGUAACCUUGUGAACAAUAAAUCCAAGUGCUUUGAAACUAUCCGAGCAAAAACUGUCCUCUUUAAAAAUUCAUUCUUUGUCAAAACUGUGAUAGAUUGGAAUAAACUAAGUAAUGACAUUGUGAACUCUUCAACAAUUGACAUUUUCAAAGACAGUGUAUUAAAACAGCAAUAGUGUAACAAUCGCGCACUCCACCACUGUCGAGUAAAAGCCAGAAUUGGUUUCUUCGACGUGACCAACCAGAUCCAGAGAUCCAGAUCCAGAGUGUUUGAGGAGAACAUUAAAUAGUUUUCGGCCACAAAAAGCCUGCACAAGGCCUGCCGCAAUGUCGGGAAUGGAUCCGAGACGAAUGGAGCCAAGACUCAUUAAAGACAUUAGCAAAGAAAUAAGUACAGAGUUCAGCAUGCUGAGAAUUUACCUUGGCUUUACAGAGGCUCAGUUUGCAAGAUUAAAACAUGCUUAUCGCAAUAUGGAUGAUCAGAUAUUUGCCAUGCUGAAUGCGUGGCACGAUGUGGUCGUCAGGUGUGGAGAGAACCCUCGCCGCCUGCUUGCUGCUGCAUUAGAUGACUGCGAGAACCGCUUCUUGGCCGUCACCAAGCUGGUGACCCCUAAAGAAUUGGAUGGACUUAAGCCUAGGGAGAGAGAACCACGUGAAGAAACAAAAAAACUAAUUGAGGAGAUCAAUUUUACUGUCCCUGGAGAUAUGGCAGGGGCUGGGCCUAUUUUCAACGUUGGGGCACCUAAUGCAGUAAACGUGUUUCCAGGUGGUAGUUUAAGCAACCAUGGUAAACUGUCUCUUGGAAUUAAUUAUCCAGGUGUGUCAAGAAGUAGUGGUGCUGAUUCGAACCCAAAACAUGGAAAUUUUAAGAAAUCAAAUGAUGACUCCCUUACGCAGACAAUGCUGGGAAUAUAUCACAAUAUGAUGGAGUCAGUAGGGGCCAUUAUGGCCCACAAUUAUGUCUUUGGAACUGGUUUUAGAGUUGGUUCCAAAUAUAUUAUGACAGCAAAGCAUGUGAUAACCGACAUUCUUGAUCCCUAUAGAUCUGGAGUUAUUACUGAUCAAUAUAUGCAAGAUGCUCACAUAAGCUUUUCUGAUCUGCCAACAGUUCCCUCUGAUCUCGAUUAUAAGUUCAAACAAGUUUGUUAUUUCAACGAAAAGCUUGACAUUGCAAUCCUGGAAAUUUUAAAUCCUGAUCAACGGCUGCCCAACAAGCUUCCUCUUCGAAGAGACAACUUGCCUGACAUUGAAUAUGUGUCACUUUUUGGCUAUGGUCAUCCAAACAACCCAAGAAAGCAUUGGGAUCAGAGGUGUCAAAUUAUAUACCCAAACUUUGAGUGUUUGCGCUCAGCAUUGGCCUUCAAAGAGAAACGUCAUCAGGAUUUAAUCCAAAACUUGGAUCGGAAUUAUGUAGUCAGAUUGAGAAGCAAGAAUGAAAACCCAGCCGCAGUUGUGGAAAAGGGUUACCUAGGUUAUGAUGAACCACAUAAACUACUGAUUCAUGCUUUCCUGGAACAUGGAGCAUCUGGCUCCCCAAUGUUAGCGUGUGUAAAUCCAGCAGCAGGGAUUGUACAAGUUGUUGGAGUGUUUACUCAUGGAAUACCAGAAUUUUACUUUUGUUUAAGUGACACAGGAAAAAGCAUCAUUCCAAAUGAAUUCAGGUUUGAGGCUGGAACUAGAAUGACCUUUAUUUUUCAAGAUAUGUGUCGUGAACAUGUUUCCCUUGCGCAAGACAUAUUUACGUAGGAUCCUUGCUUUAUGAUAAAACUAUUAUGCAAAAUAAUGUUGUAUAAUGCAUGCAUAUUAAAUUUGAUGAAUUUUUUAUGAAACAAGUAAUGCUGCCUGGGUAUCUAAGGUUAUCUACUGAUCAUGGAUCUAUAUUUUAGCUCCACACAUAAAUACAAUUAAUAUUAUACAUCUUAAAUAUUGGCCAGUGUUUUCAGUGUAAUCUGAUUCCAUUUUUGAGGCUCAGAACUUUUUAGUCUAGUUUAAUUUUAAUAUUUUUGUGUACAUGUACAAGUCUGUGAAAUAUAAUGUAUUACUAAAAAGA
Messenger RNA from Dreissena polymorpha, 2061 nucleotides. RefSeq lists its product as uncharacterized. NCBI's taxonomy places the organism in Eukaryota, Metazoa, Mollusca, Bivalvia, Myida, Dreissenidae. The record is from RefSeq and is a predicted model, not a curated record. The coding region runs from base 339 to 1757 and encodes 472 amino acids. The transcript is spliced from 8 exons.